Molecule: messenger RNA, 447 nt
Organism: Dovyalis caffra
Lineage: Eukaryota; Viridiplantae; Streptophyta; Magnoliopsida; Malpighiales; Salicaceae
Source: the annotation of a GenBank genome assembly
AUGGAUAGACAAGAACUCAUACGUUCCAUUUAUGAGGAUGAUGAAUACGAUGAUUUGAAUCUAGAAAUUAAAAACUCAAACGUGGAAAUAUCAAGCUACGAAGAGGAAGAAGAAUUUCGCAAUGAUGAAGAAAAUGCGAGUUAUAUUCAUAGGGAUAAAGAGUUUAGGAAUUCUAAAACUUUUGAAGCACCGAGGCUAGGAUGGAAUUCGAUGAUGUUGAAGAUAUAUUCUUUUCCUACCGAAUCGAGGAGAAGGCUCAAAGAUGAAGGUGAUGCUACAACUCUUUUGAAGGUGUUCUUGAAAAUGAAAGAGUUCGACCGAGAUUUCUUCUAUAAAGUUAAAAAUGAUGAUAAAGGUCUUGGUAUCAUCUACAAAGUUUCGGAUAGGGUUUUUAUGAAAGAUGACGAGUACAAAGUUGUUGGAGUAUGGAUAGCAUAUAACCCUUAA